GUGUGUUGCUAAACAUCGCGAUCAUUCCUUCGACUCUCGAGAGUCUAAUCGACGUAGGCGAAGAUGUACGCGGCACUUUUAUCGCUGAGGUCAACGAGGCUGACACCCUCAUUUGGCAGAUUUGCCUCCUCAGCUUCCGGUCAUCUUCCACCUAGAAAUUACCAAAAGGAUUGAAAAAAAACUCCACUAAACAAUGAAAUAAAGUCAAACAGUAAUCGAUUAGACAUUCGACGAGAACAUCAAACAGCGGAUCGACCACGUAAGGGUACAUUCACGGAAAGAAGUCAACUUAAAUAUGCACGUCGAUUGGUGGUAAAAUUGGGAAGUGCUGUAAUUACAAGGGAAGAUGAGCAUGGACUUGCUUUAGGUCGUUUAGCAUCAAUAGUGGAACAAGUGGCAGAAUGUCAAAUUGAAGGUAGAGAAUGUAUAAUGGUGACAAGUGGUGCAGUGGCUUUUGGAAAACAGAAAUUACAUCAGGAACUCUUAAUGUCCCUUUCAAUGCGAGAAACACUCAGUCCUGCAGAUCAUACACGUGAACAUGCAGGAAAUCUAUUGGAACCAAGAGCAGCGGCAGCAGUUGGUCAAUCGGGUCUUAUGUCCCUGUAUGAUGCAAUGUUUGCACAAUAUGGUGUGAAAUUGGCACAGGUUUUAGUGACAAAACCCGAUUUUUAUAAUGAAGAAACGAGAAAAAAUCUAUUCAGUACACUCAGUGAAUUAAUAAGUUUGAAUAUUGUGCCAAUUAUUAAUACAAAUGAUGCUGUGUCACCGCCACCACAAGUUGAUGAGGAAGUGGCUGGCAGUGGUGGUCGAAGGGGAAUUUCCAUUAAAGACAAUGAUUCAUUGGCAGCAAUGCUUGCUGCUGAGGUACAGGCUGACCUUCUAAUUCUCAUGAGCGACGUGGAUGGCAUUUAUAAUUUACCACCUUGGCAAGAUGGUGCCAGAAUGCUGCACACGUUCACAUCCGAUUUGCGAGGUACCAUUAAGUUUGGGCAAAAAUCCAAAGUCGGCACUGGUGGAAUGGAUGCAAAAGUCAACGCUGCACUAUGGGCAUUGGACAGAGGUGUUUCUGUUGUUAUUUGUAAUGGCACUCAAGAAAAGGCCAUUAAAAGUAUUUUGUCGGGAAGAAAAAUUGGUACACUCUUCACUGAAUCAACAACAUCUUCAGCGCCCGUUGAAGUUGUUGCCGAAAAUGCUCGAACGGGAAGCAGAAUACUUCAGGCACUUAAACCAGAAGAGCGAGCACAAUGCAUCAACACUUUAGCGGAUUUACUCGAAUCGAAGCAAAGUGAUAUUUUGGAUGCGAACAAUAAAGAUUUGGAGGAGGGUCGAAAAAGUGGUUUGGCAAAGCCAUUACUAUCUCGUUUAUCACUGACACCAUCAAAAUUAAAUUCCCUAAGUCAUGGUCUUCGACAAAUUGCCGCGACAUCUUUGAACAAUGUUGGACGUGUAAUUAGAAGAACAAAAUUGGCCGAUGAUCUUGAAUUAAAACAAAUAACAGUGCCAAUUGGUGUUUUAUUGGUGAUUUUUGAAUCGAGACCCGACAGUCUACCUCAAGUUGCAGCAUUGGCUAUGUCAAGUGCAAAUGGCCUAUUAUUAAAGGGAGGUAAAGAGGCAGCCUACAGCAACAAGUGCCUUAUGGAUCUUGUGAAAGAGGCAUUAAGCUCAGUUGGUGCAGCUAAUGCCAUUUCUCUUGUAUCCACAAGGGAGGAAAUUGGUGAUUUGCUCUCAAUGGAGAAGCACAUCGAUCUUAUUAUUCCCCGCGGUAGCUCGGAACUUGUCCGCUCAAUUCAGUUGCAGUCAAAGCAUAUACCUGUCUUGGGACAUGCCGAGGGCAUAUGUCACGUCUAUGUUGAUAAGGAAGCAGAUCUUGUUAAAGCAAUGAGAAUUAUUCGUGAUUCAAAAUGUGAUUAUCCAGCAGCGUGCAAUGCAAUGGAAACACUUUUAAUACAUGAAAAUCUUAUGAGCAGUAGUUUCUUCUCUGAUGUUUGCAAUAUGCUACAACGCGAAGGGGUCAAGAUUAAUUCUGGUCAAAAGCUACAGCAACAAUUAACUUUUGGACCACCGGCGGCUAAAAGUAUGAAGAUUGAAUAUGGAGCUUUAGAAUGUACUAUUGAACUUGUCACGGAUCUUGACGACGCGAUAAAUCACAUACACAAAUAUGGAAGUGGACACACGGACACAAUUGUCACUGAAGAUAUGAAAAGGGCAACUCAUUUUCAAAGAGAAGUCGACAGUGCAUGUGUCUUUCAUAAUGCCAGCACUCGUUUUGCCGAUGGUUACAGAUUUGGCCUCGGUGCUGAGGUUGGUAUCUCGACUGCUCGAAUUCAUGCUCGAGGUCCCGUGGGAGUCGACGGUUUAUUAACGACAAAGUGGGUCUUGCAAGGAGAUGGUCACACAGCAUCCGACUUCUCAGAAACUGGUGGUAAAACUUUCCUUCAUCAGAACUUGCCAAUUGACAAAGAGGUGAACUGAAUUUAAAAUCAACUUUUUGGAGACAAAAAAAAAAUGAAGAAGAAAAGAAAAGAAAAAUGAAUGAAACACACACACAGAAGCCUCCGCGUGACUUGGCUGUGACAAUUUUUUUUCAUAUAAAUAUUAUUAUAAAGGUAAUCUUUCGAAGAAUUCAUCAUAAAUCGUAAAAAAAGAAAAUUACGAUAAAGGUAGGACAAUUUUUUUUUCAAAAAUAAUUUUUAGUUUUAUUUUGAAAAAUUAUAGAUCAAUUUUCCUGUUGAGGAAUUCUAUUUGAAUUGAAUUUUUAAUAUUCUUAUAUGAGAAUUUAAUCCUUUUAUAGUGGGUGAUACUUUUAAUUAUAAUUCCAAAAAUUAAUUUAUUAUUUAUUAUAUUGGAAUAAAUGAAAAAAAGAAGUUUCUUGAAUGAGGAAACUAAUUUUUUUUGUAAAUAAUUUCACAAUUGAAAUAUAUAGUAAUAUGUACCGCAUACAUUAAUGUGCGAUGGCUAAUUUUAAAAGUUUGAAAAUGAGUUGACAAGUUUUCGCAUGUUUCAUAGAAUAACAAACUCUCUUUCUCUCUAAACGAUGUUUUGAAGCGGGUCGAAGUUUCCAAGUUACUUUUUUUUUUUAUCACAAUAGCAUAUUCUCGACGUUUUUAUAUACCUAACAGCACAUAUAUCAGACCAAUACGAGAAUCCUUUCCAAACUACGAAUAAUGUUACGGAUUUUAGGUCAACAAAUGGACUUGAAAGUUGAUGCGGAAAACUUGGCAACGACUGUUUGUGGUUGAUUUUUCUUCUCGACAAUAUAAUGUAUCUAUUAGUAAUUCUUUCGAGGAAAAUAACUUUUUUUUUCUUAAAUUCCUAGCAAAAAAAAAAAAAUACAAAAUUAUUAGUGACAAUUGUUGAAAGUAUAACUUAGAAAAGAAUGAAACAAGCUCUAAAAUAAGUUGAUGGUAAACAAAUUUUGAGAGUAAAGUUGAAAUACUUGUCAAGAAUAUUUACAUAAAUUAUUAUUUGAAACUGACUUUCGUUUAAACAUUCUAAACUUCUGUAUAGGAAAUAUAUAGAUAAAAGUUUACCUUUCGAAAAAGAAAUUUGACUUUUACAAUAAAUUGUUUAAAAUAGAAGUAAAUUCUGUGGAUAAGUUUGCUUGUGAAACUUUUCUAACUUUUGGAAGAUGAGUUUUCAAACAAUCAACAAAGUAGAGUAAAAACUUUAUGACCAAGUUUUUCUUGAUAGAUAUAGAGGUAAUUUUUUUUUAUUUUCCUAUUUUUAUGAAACCUAUAUUAGUUAAAAGAAUAAUUUUCGAAAUGAGGAACUGUCAAUAUUGAUUGUCUUUUAUUAGAUAAAUAUUUUUAUAAACCUGUAUUUACCAUGUAAAUCAAUCAAUAAUUUCAGAGAACGAGAUGGAUCAGAUCAACUUGUAUUGAAUCUUGCUUUUUUUAGUAUCAAGAAAUAAAGUUCAAAUUUCAUAAGCUAUCAUCUAGAAUUUUCCAUUUUUCCCCUCCUCACUCUUUCUCUUCUUACGCUAGAAAAUCAAUCUAACUUUGAUAUCAACUUUUCAAUCUCCAAGAGAGACGAAUCUCUUAAUCUUGUAAAAUGCGACAUUGACAACAUUUAAUUGACUCUGCUCCGCACACAAUAAAAUUUAUCGUUAAUUGUCUUUUUCAAUCAAUUUGACAAUUAUCUUUUAUAAUUCUUAUAUUAUGUAUAGUUUCUUCGAAGUACUUUAAUCGACAAUUUUCUUUCAUUGAAAAAAAAAACAAAAAAUUUUUUUCACUUCACUGUCAUAAAAUCAUUGUCAUUCUCAUUGUCAUUGAAACUAAAGAUCCUGCGCGCUUCGAUAGACGAGACAUCAAUUAAUCUUCGACCGAAAAAAAUAGGUCAGAUGUGACGAUAUUUUACGCGAAAGAAAAAGAGAGAGAGAGAAAGAGUAUAUAUACUCAGCACACAAUUUUAAGAUAAAAACUAGGUCUGUGCUUUUGCUAUUCUUUGGAAAUGCGAAAUAUACAUAGGGAAUAAAGUUGUAAGUUCCGUGACAUGCGAAAAAUAUGUGAAGAAGAAUUUUUAUCCUAUUCAUCAUAUGAGAAAGUAUAAUUUUAAAUUCGAUAUUAAUAAAAAGCGGAAACUUAAAAAUCCGUAAAAAUCUUCGACCA
Messenger RNA from Leptopilina boulardi, 4607 nucleotides. It is a transcript of the gene P5CS, whose product is annotated as delta-1-pyrroline-5-carboxylate synthase. Gene Ontology annotation, molecular function: glutamate 5-kinase activity; glutamate-5-semialdehyde dehydrogenase (NADP+) activity; ATP binding. The record is from RefSeq and is a predicted model, not a curated record. Gene Ontology annotation, cellular component: cytoplasm; mitochondrion. The transcript is spliced from 7 exons. Bases 430 to 2472 code for a protein of 680 amino acids. NCBI's taxonomy places the organism in Eukaryota, Metazoa, Arthropoda, Insecta, Hymenoptera, Figitidae.